AUGGGUGCUUCACAAUCCUCUACAAACGAAGCUGCUGUGCAGCAGCAGCUAGUCCAGCAGCUCCAGACACUCCGGAUGAAGGAUAAGGUCAAGCAGCAGGACAUCGAGCGAGAUUACGUCGAGGUCGAGACUGAGAAAGACCAUCAUGGCUUCUCUUCAGACCCUUCUUUGUCCAUUUCUACCGCGACAGCAUGGGAGCGUGAGCUCCUCUCCGACCCCAAGAAUCGCCUCGCCCUCUCCGCCCUCUUGCAGAACGACGUGCGCAACAUCAUCUCUCAAAAGGUCGCCACGCUUCCCGAUAUCCAGACUUUUAAUGUCAAGAUACCGUUUGAAGGCGCACCAGUCACCAAUCAGAGGUCUUCUGGACGAUGCUGGCUGUUUGCGACCACCAAUGUCCUCCGAGUCCCACUGAUGAAGAAGCACAAUUUGAAAGAGUUUGAGCUCAGUCAGGCAUAUUUGUUCUUUUGGGACAAGCUAGAAAAGGCAAACUGGUUCCUGGAGCAGGUUCUAGACACUUGUGAUGAAGACCUUGACAGCAGGCUGGUGCAAGAGCUGCUCGGUGCCCCGGUUAACGACGGUGGGCAGUGGGAUAUGGCUGCGAACCUGGUCAGCAAGUACGGCCUUGUUCCGCAGACACUCUACCCUGACUCCUACAAUGCCAUGAAUUCGAGCGCCAUGGGAAGCAUCAUCACCACUAAGCUACGGGAAGACGCUCUGGUCUUGAGGUCGAUGGAGAAGUCGGCCACCCGAUCCUCCAUCCUGGCCACCAAAGCCAAGAUGAUGCAGGAAGUGCAUUGUAUCCUCACUCUGAUGCUCGGGCCGCCGCCCAAGCCUGAUGAGAAGUUUGCCUGGGAGUACUACGAUGCAAACGACAAGUUUCACAGGGUUUCCAAAACGCCGCUCGACUUUGCAAAUGAACUUUCGACGCCUGCUGCGGUCAGGACUCUGGGGACCAACGUCUCGUCGUUGUUCUCACUCGUCAACGAUCCUCGCAACGCAUACAUGAAACUUCUCACCGUCGAUCGACUUGGGAACGUUGUGGGUGGCAGGCCCAUCACCUACGUCAAUGUGGACAUGUUGACCAUGAAACAAGCUGCCGUGGCGAUGCUGAAAGCUGGUCUCCCAGUUUUCUUUGGCUCUGAUGUGGGCAAGUUUUCCAAUUCUUCCAGCGGAAUCAUGGACACUGCGCUGUACGACUAUAAACUCGCGUUCAAUAUCAGUCUCAACAUGAGCAAGUCGCAGAGGCUGAAGGCCCGAGAGAGUGCCAUGACACAUGCUAUGGUCUUGACAGGCGUCCAAGUUGACGAUGGGAAGAGCGUCCGGUGGCGAGUGAUGAACAGCUGGGGAGAUUCCGCAGGGACCAAGGGCUAUUUCGUCAUGAGCGACGAAUGGAUGGACCAGUUCGUGUACCAGGUUGUGGUUGACCCGGCCUACGUCAGGAAGGAUGUCAAGGAUGUGCUCAAGCAAGAGCCCAAGGUUCUGAAUCUGUGGGACCCGAUGGGAGCGUUGGCUUGA
Messenger RNA from Cyphellophora europaea CBS 101466, 1515 nucleotides. RefSeq lists its product as uncharacterized. Gene Ontology annotation, biological process: response to toxic substance; L-homocysteine catabolic process; proteolysis. The record is from RefSeq and is a predicted model, not a curated record. Lineage: Eukaryota; Fungi; Ascomycota; Eurotiomycetes; Chaetothyriales; Cyphellophoraceae. The coding region runs from base 1 to 1515 and encodes 504 amino acids. Gene Ontology annotation, cellular component: cytoplasm. Gene Ontology annotation, molecular function: cysteine-type aminopeptidase activity. The transcript has a single exon.